Molecule: messenger RNA, 684 nt
Organism: Onthophagus taurus
Lineage: Eukaryota; Metazoa; Arthropoda; Insecta; Coleoptera; Scarabaeidae
Source: RefSeq, a predicted model, not a curated record
AUGGCAAUUUCCGCAUUGCGUUGGAGCAGUGGAUGGAAAUCAUGUCGUAAUCAAAAGGCCUGCCAACAGCGGUCUUACUAUAAUUAUAAACACACAUUUUCUGUGGUUUUGUUAGCUACAGUUGAUGCAGAUUACAAAUUUAUCACCGUUGAUGUUGGAGCCAUGGGAAGAUUUGGUGAUGCAAAUUUGUUUUCGAGCAGUGCGUCGGCACAACUACCUACGAUUGUUAACCUAGUAUCGUACGUUUUUGUAGGAGAUGAAGCGUUCCCUUUAUCAGAAAAUCUAAUAAGACCGUAUCCAAGAAGAUAUCUAACUGGUAAUUAUGCACAUCAAGUUUUCAAUGCUCGGCUUUCCCGAGCUCGACAGACAGUGGAAUGUGCGUUUGGUGCACUAGCUUCACGGUUUCGUGUCUUUAGAAGACCCUUUGAAAGUAAAAUUGACACGGUAACUGACGUUGUACAAGCAGCUUGUGUUUUACACAACUAUUUACGAUCGUCAGUACAGAUCACAAAUGAUAAUGUUGAUGACAUUGAACGAUUUCUAGAUAAUCAAUUAGUUGCAGUACGUGGUAGCAAUGUUAGAAAUACGUCAAAAGCGUUUAAAGUAAGGGAACAAUUCACGGAAUACUUCAAUAAUUGGGGAGCUCUCCCAUGGCAACUUCAAACCGUUAUACUUGGAAAUUAG